Molecule: messenger RNA, 3097 nt
Organism: Geodia barretti
Lineage: Eukaryota; Metazoa; Porifera; Demospongiae; Tetractinellida; Geodiidae
Source: the annotation of a GenBank genome assembly
GGCGGGUCAGGAACAGUGGAAGUCAGGGUGCAAGGGAGGGAGGAGGGGAGGGAUGACGGCGGGUCAGGAACAGUGGAAGAGAGGGUCGAAGAGAGUGAGGAAGCAGAAUGCGGACCGUCAUCAAGUUCAUUACGCAGCAGCGAGGAAGCACCAGCAGCCACCAAGCGACGAAGGCUCUCUGAAAUCACUGCCAUGGGCGAUGAACCACUUCAGGCUUGGCUUGAUAGUCUUCCCCGGGAGGACUUGCAGCACAUGGCGCUGCUUCUGUAUACAAGGCUUCCCACUAUUUUUGGUCUCAAGAAAACCGACACAGCUACUGCUGUUGGAGAGAUUCUCCAGAAGAAUGAACGCACCAUCAGACGUUGGGUUGAUGACUUUGCAUCGAACAGUGGAGAUUUUUCAGACUCGCAACAAGGCCACUACACUAGAAACAACACGCUCAUAUCGAACGAGGAAAUCAGCGAGAGGGCAAAAGUCUACGUACGGGAAAAUGCUGCUCCAAAAGGUAGACCCAACCUCACAGCCACAGCCUUCUGUCAGUGGGUGAACAACGAACUACUACCAAACUCCACCCUUGAGCCAGGCUACCCCCGCAGAGUGUCUGUGGAAACAGCACGAAAGUGGCUCCAUGAUCUUGGGUUUGAUGUUCUUCACAUGUCAAAGGGUGUGUUCAUUGAUGGCCACGAACGCCCUGAUGUCGUGGAGUCAAGGGAGAAAUUUCUGAGAACAAUGACGGAAUGUGGGUUUCUCCGUCCCGACAAUGCUCCCACCCAGGAAGCUGCCCGAGCACUGGCAGCCGACGUCCCACACGUGUCAAAGGAAGAGAGAGAGAAACGCAUUGUGUGGUUCCAUGACGAGAGUGCCUACAACACAACCGAAGACACGCCAAUGCUGUGGGGGGAGAAGGGAAAAUUGCCUAUCAAGCCAAAGGGAAAAGGCUCCUCCAUCAUGGUUUCAGAGUUCAUCGAGGAGAAAGACGGCUACUUGGCACUCUCUGACGAGCAGUAUGAAUUUGAGGUGACAAACAGUGGUGGUGGCAUCAAGAAGUCUGCCCUUGCACUCCUGGAGAUUGGUGAGAACCGUGAGGGGUAUUGGACUGGUCAACGUUUCGUGGAGCAGGUUACCAAGGCUGUGAAAAUCGCUGAAGUCAAGUAUCCAACAUCACAGGGAUACCACCACAUCUGGUGCUUUGACCACAGCUGCAACCACACUGCUUUUGCGGAUGAUGCUCUGAUUGCUUCCAAGAUGAACAAAGGCCCCAGGGGAAAACAGCCGAAGAUGAGAGACACAGUCUGGAAUGGACAACCACAGACAAUGAAUCUGCCUGACGGACGACCAAAGGGAGCGGCCCUUGUUCUCGAGGAGAGGGGUUACAACACGAGAGGAAUGAAGCUGGAAGACAUGCGAGCAAUUCUAGCUGACCAUGACGACUUCAAGAAUGAGAAAUGUCGUGUUGGCAGAUUUCUAAGCAACAUAGGUCACACAUGUGUUUUUAUCCCGAAGUUUCACUGCGAGCUCAACCCAAUCGAGCGUGUUUGGGCUCAGAGCAAGCGCUACACAAGGGCCUACUGCGACUACACCAUUGGCUCCCUUCGACGAAGCAUUCCUCUGGGGCUAAAGAGCGUUUCGAAGGAGAACAUUGCGAACUAUGUGCGUCGUUGCAGAAACUAUAUGUUUGCAUACCUGGAGGGAUCAGCAGUCGGACAGGAACUAGAGGAGAAGAUCAAAUUCUACAAAUCAGCAAGCUACACGUCACACAGGAGGGUUGGUAUCAAUAUCUGAUUACAUUUUCACAGAUAUUGAUGGAAAAUUUCACAGAAGAACAUUGCGAACAAUGUGCGUUGUUGCAGGAACUAGGCAUAUGUGGAGGGAUUAACUGUUGCCUGUUGAACAGUAUUGUGCUGUUGGUGAAGUUAGGUGGGACAGGGGAGGGAGUUUCACCAACACAAAGCCACAGUUGUUGGUGCAAGAGUUAAGUGGAACAGGGGAGGGAGUUAGGAUAACAUUACAUCACAAUUGUUGUGCAGUGGGUUGAAGGAGUUAAGUGGAACAGGGGAGGGAGUUAGGAUAACAUUAUGUCACAACACACAGGGCGUUUCUGGCCACCUGGUAGAGACCAAACUCCUCCGACCCCUGAAACUCACUGGAGACUGUCUUGAAAGAUUUUUUCUACAAUGUCGCAACCAACAAACUCAAGCCACUGAUUAUGGGUAGUUGGACAGCUUAAGAAGGCGGUAACAAUACUUUGCACGGAACCUAUUUUCCUAACACGAAAUGUGAGCUAGAAACGUAAUUAAUAAUGUGAACGAGUAAUGAGUGAGGGAUUUGAGUUUUUAUUAGUGAACUUGGACCUCCACGGCUAUUGUAUAUACUGCAGUGAUGUGACGACGACUUUGAGGUGUAUGUAACUGCCCUCAGCUUUUGACAAAUGUGGGCAUGUGAUCUCCAUGCCUCACGAUUGCGUCCGCUUGUUCUCGGCCAAUGGUGCCGAGCUCCAGCACAAAGUUGAACAGUUGUUCCCCGGGCAUGCUGAACAGCAUCGUAAAGAAGCCGGUGAAGGUCUCUGAAGUCUUGUACGACCCAAAACCACUCAUGCCCACAUUUUCAAACGAGUUUGCCUAGAUUGUGUGUUUGGGCAAUGGCUCUUGUCAUCGCCCCAAGGAUCCCGUCGUCUCCAAUGUAGCUGCAGUUGACGAGUCUCAGCUCUGUGAGGUAGGGGCUCUCCAGAACUGUGGAGAUGGCCGACUAGCAGUGGUGGCCGCCGAGAAAUGUGACACAGGCCGAGUCGACAGAACGGCAGAACGGGCGAAAAGGUCGAGGGCCUCACGUGUGGCGUCAAACUUGGAAGUUUGGUUGCUCUCUUCCUCGGGGAAGUUGAACUGCAGAUCAAGUCUCUUGAGUUGUAGUCCGGGGUAGUCUGCCAGCCAGCCAAGAGGAAAGAGAGGUUCGCCCACUGGCACUGGCGGGUCCAGAACGCUGGAAGUCAGGGUGCAAGGGAGGGAGGAGGGGAGGGAUGACGGCGGGUCAGGAACAGUGGAAGAGAGGGUCGAAGAGAGUGAGGAAGCAGAAUGCGGACCGCCAUCAAGUUCAUUACGCA